Molecule: messenger RNA, 762 nt
Organism: Adineta steineri
Lineage: Eukaryota; Metazoa; Rotifera; Eurotatoria; Adinetida; Adinetidae
Source: the annotation of a GenBank genome assembly
AUGAAUCCAUCCAACAUUUAUUAUCAACAGCAACAGCAGCAACAAUUAGCUAUGAAUAAACAACAAUUUCAUGAUUCUGGUAUUGUUGAUGAAGGUCUUUCGGAUGAAACCGGUUCAGUAGAAGAUGAAUCAAAUAAUCAUUCAGAUGAAAAUGAUACACCAAAAAAACCAAGUCAGUCUUAUCUUGAAAUAAUCGCUGAAGCAAUUUUAAAAGCACCAACUCGUACAAUGCAAUUAUAUGAAAUUUAUAAUUAUUUUCAACGAAAGUAUCGAUAUUUUGCGGAAGAUGUGAAUAAAUCUUGGAGAAAUAGCGUAAGACAUAAUUUAUCAUUAAAUGAUUGUUUUGUUAAAGCAGGUCGAGGAGUGAAUGGUAAAGGACAUUUUUGGCGUAUUCAUGAAUUAGCUGAACGAGAAUUUGAACAAGGUCGUUUUCGUCGUCGUCGUUAUCGUCAACAAAUGCGACAAUUACAAAUGCAACCAUCACCCUACGAAAGUCAACCAAUGCCAUCAUUCUAUCCUUCAAAUUCAUAUUAUAUGUGCUCACCACCUCCAUCAUAUCAUACAAUCUAUUCGUCAUCUCCAAAUACUCCAUCAGGAAAUCAUCCAAUGAAUUCAAUAGAAUCGUCACCAACAAUGACAAAUUUUCAUAUGAUAUCAUCACCGCCGACAUCUUAUUCAUAUUAUGAUCCAUACUCAACACCUUACUAUCCGAUGGCUUCAUCAUAUGCAAAUUCAAAUGAUUCAGUUCAUUUUGAUGCAUAG